UCCGUUUCCGGCGACCGAGGCACGAGGGUUCGGUAUCCAACAGCGGGAAAAUGCGGCCUUUGACUGAAGAGGAGACCCGUGUCAUGUUUGAAAAGAUAGCAAAGUACAUCGGGGAGAAUCUUCAGCUGCUGGUCGACAGGCCCGACGGGACCUACUGUUUCAGGCUGCACAACGACCGGGUGUAUUACGUGAGUGAAAAAAUCUUGAAAUUGGCUGCUAACAUCUCCGGUGACAAGUUGGUGUCGCUGGGAACCUGCUUUGGAAAAUUCACUAAGACCCACAAAUUCCGGUUGCACAUCACAGCUCUGGAUUACCUUGCACCCUAUGCUAAGUACAAAGUGUGGAUAAAGCCUGGAGCAGAGCAGUCCUUUCUGUAUGGGAACCAUGUGUUGAAAUCUGGACUGGGUCGAAUCACUGAAAAUACUUCUCAGUACCAAGGAGUGGUGGUGUAUUCCAUGGCAGACACCCCUUUGGGUUUUGGGGUGGCAGCAAAGUCUACACAAGACUGCAGGAAAGUAGACCCCAUGGCGAUUGUGGUAUUUCAUCAAGCAGACAUUGGGGAAUAUGUGCGACAUGAAGAGACAUUGACUUAAAACGAAAUCAUCGCAAGGACUUAUGGCUGUGUAGAGGGGCCUAGCUUUGUUUCCUGUGUCUGUGUAGGCUCCACCAUCAUGUUGAAUUUUAUCAACACUGACCUUUUCAGGGACUUAUUAGUUUAAUAUUCUCUCUAUUAUGGACAAAUGCAGGCUGGAUUCUUAUUAAGCAGAAAUGGCCCAAAAAUGAAGUUUUGGAUCUUUGUGUUUGUGAAUACUGUGUUUUAUAUUUGAAUCAGAGUGCUUCUUGUUUUGAGUAACAGGAACUGAUCAUUGGAAUUGAGGACAAGAGUAGCUUGUUAUUGUUAUCUGUGAUAACAUUUCUCCAAGCUCAUGAUAACACAAUGGAUCUUCUUAAUUAUUUAUUUAUAUUAUGAAAGAUAGAUAUCGCCGUAACAGAAUAGUAGGCCAUAUCUGGGAUUUUACAAAUGAAAUUUGGGUAAAAUAACAGUUUAUUCUGCUAAUUUUCUAUAUGGUAGGUGCUCUGUGGUGUGGGAAAAACUUGGAUUCAAACCCUAGUUCUGAUACCUACCAGCUAUAUGAUGCCUUAGAUGAGUCAUUAAAUGUUAAUAAGCUCCAUUUUCUUCAUCUGUUUCAAAAAACAGCUUUAAUCAUCUACCAAAGGAUGGUUUUUAGAGUUAGAAAUCAUGAUUGUAAAGCACCUAGCACAGUGCUUGGCAAAUGAUAGGUGUUGAAUAAAUGGUAAGAAUUAUUUUUAUGUUGCACAUACUGAGUAUUUCUGUUACUAAGAGUAGGAUUUUAUGAGUAUAUUUUGAUUAUAUUGUCUAGGUUUUUACAAGCUGUUUUCUUGUUCUGAGAUCUGGUAUGACAAUGAAUGUUAUUUUCAUCAACUUGGUUUCCUAAAACAUAAUUUUCCUUAUGAAUCUUUACUUACCUUCCUGGACUGGACAAAACCACUGAAAUAAUAAUUCAGCUCCUCCAUCCUUCCCCAUGCCUCUUGAAAUCAUUUUUAGAAUGAUUAAAAUAUUUUUUAAUGAAAAACAUUUCAGACAAAAAUUUUUUAAACUACCUGUAUUGUAAAACAUU
Hipposideros armiger (great roundleaf bat) is the source of this 1640-nucleotide messenger RNA. RefSeq names its product nucleolar pre-rRNA processing protein NIP7 (gene NIP7). The transcript is spliced from 5 exons. The record is from RefSeq and is a predicted model, not a curated record. Gene Ontology annotation, biological process: ribosome assembly. Lineage: Eukaryota; Metazoa; Chordata; Mammalia; Chiroptera; Hipposideridae. Gene Ontology annotation, molecular function: RNA binding. Gene Ontology annotation, cellular component: nucleus. The coding region runs from base 51 to 593 and encodes 180 amino acids.